Sparassis crispa is the source of this 1515-nucleotide messenger RNA. RefSeq lists its product as hypothetical. The record is from RefSeq and is a predicted model, not a curated record. The transcript has 6 exons. Gene Ontology annotation, molecular function: ATP binding; protein kinase activity. The coding region runs from base 1 to 1515 and encodes 504 amino acids. NCBI's taxonomy places the organism in Eukaryota, Fungi, Basidiomycota, Agaricomycetes, Polyporales, Sparassidaceae. Gene Ontology annotation, biological process: protein phosphorylation; spliceosomal complex assembly; regulation of mRNA processing.
AUGGCCACUACGCUCCCCCGGAACACCGGUUUACGCGCGCAUUUACGUGCGCUGAGGUCGAUUCACAACGCGCCACGCUCAUUUGUAUCGGCUUGGCCGAAGUCACUUUGUCGACCGCAGGCACGCUACAACUCUACAGAGACGGUGGUCACCUUGAGAAGACCUACGGGUGGAUUCGACGAGGAGCCCAUCACGUACGACACUCAAAGCGGGUAUGGUUUCGCGCCCAUUAAACACGGCGACCUGGUCGGGCCCGAGGGUCGGUUUGAGAUCCUGCGCAAACUAGGGUGGGGUUGUUCUGGUACCACCUGGUUGGUCAAGGACGUCAAAGAAGACCGCAAGUAUCUGGCGUUGAAGGUCUUGACUGCAGGAAAUACCUCCCUCGUUUCGCGGGACGUAGACGAUCCUGCAGGGAUAGUGUACGACGAAUGCAGGAUCAUGCAGCGGGUCUCCGAACCUUCAUCCCACCCAGGCGCACAGUAUUGUCUAAAGUUGAUUAACCAGUUCUAUCUGGAUAGCGCUGCUGGUAGACAUCUGUGUCUACUGACAGAAUUAGCCGGCUUGACCUUGGGGGACGUGCAGGACAUGCUGGUGACUCGCGAUGGGUUUCCGAGUGAGCUCGCCAAGAUUAUUGUGCGAGAGCUUUGUCUGGCUCUAGACCACUUGCACAGGGAGUGUCGCGUCGUUCACGCAGACCUGAAGAUGAGCAAUGUCCUGAUCACAUUCAACGAUCUAGAUACGAGAGACUUGGCAGAGCUCCUCGUGAAAUUCCGCCCGCCAGAGACGUACCCAGUCCGUCGCAUGGACGAUGUUCACGUGCAGACCAUCAAAUCGCAGCCUCUCCCACAGCCGGGAUUUGCAGACGUCCACCCAGCACAUUAUCACUUUAAAAUUACCGAUUAUCGGUCUGCGCAAUGGCUGGACAGGGCGCGCCCAACACAUGUUCUGGAGCCUGUAGACCUGCGGGCUCCUGAAAUGAUACUCGGACUCCCAUGGGACGAGAAAGUUGACAUAUGGACCAUUGGGUGCAUGACUUACAAGCUAUUAGCCGGGAGAGUACUCUUCCCACAAAUUAGCAAUGCACAUCGUGACACCGCAGAGGAGAAGGCCCUUUCGGCACAGUGCAUAGUGCUCGAGCAGGAUCAUUAUCCGCUACGUAUGCGUUCUGAAGGUGAACGCGGCAUGGAGUUUCUGAGGGAGGACGGCACUCUUUUGUGCAUAGCAGAAGGUUCACGACUCCACCACAAUCCCAUCACAACGCGGAUGAAGCAAUACAAGGUGCCGAUUAUAAUGGACGAUCCUGAGACCGAGCUCGACGAGGCUGUCUCGUUCAUCAAACAUUGCACGGCACUGGACCCGAGGGAUAGACCCUCAGCAGCUGACUUACUGCUUCAUCCGUGGCUCCGGGACGUGCCGAAUAUUCUUGCCAAGUAUGACCAACCUCUCACAGCGCCAACAUCGAUACUAUCUCGCUUGGACGGAGCGCGUUUCACCCCAGUUCCCCAGGAGACAUGA